AUGGGGCCCUUUCAGGAUAAAGGGUAUGAAGAUGCUAAAGUAGUGAUUGCUGCUUUGAGAAGCAAAGGAGUGACUUCCAUAGGGGCUGCCGGUUUUUGCUGGGGAGAUGUCAAGAUUCCGACUGCCAUAUUGGGCGCUGAGAUUGACAAUGCUUCUCCACCUGAACAACUGAAACAUUUUGGGAAGAUUCUCUCGGCAAAAUCGGAGUUUGAUAGCUAUGUGAAAAUAUUCCCUGGUGUGUCUCAUGGAUGGUCAGUGAGAUAUAAUCUCGAUGAUGAACAAGCCGUGAAGAGUGCUGAAGAGGCCCAUGCAGACAUGUUAAAUUGGUUUACCAGGCAUAAUUAA
Molecule: messenger RNA, 345 nt
Organism: Thlaspi arvense
Lineage: Eukaryota; Viridiplantae; Streptophyta; Magnoliopsida; Brassicales; Brassicaceae
Source: the annotation of a GenBank genome assembly